Molecule: messenger RNA, 1680 nt
Organism: Vittaforma corneae ATCC 50505
Lineage: Eukaryota; Fungi; Microsporidia; Nosematidae
Exons: 1
Coding region: 1-1680 (559 amino acids)
Source: RefSeq, a predicted model, not a curated record
AUGAGACAUUGCGUAUUACAAAAUGCUCUCAUUGCUGGCAACUUUUUACUGCUUCGUGCAACUGGCCAAACGCAAAUCAGCGAGCAUACGUCAUUGCUGAAAGAAUUCUAUAGCAACUAUGAUGGUGUUUGCAAGAAAGCUGUCAAGAAAUUUUCUGGAUAUUCUGUUGGGGAUAAAUGCUGUAAUGCGGAUGGCUACAUAGACUUGAAGAACAAAUUAAUUCCACUUUUAAAUGAUAUGAAAAGAAAAUUCGAAUCAAUAAACAGCAUUUCGCCCAUAUAUUGGUCAGAAGAUUUGAGCAUUAUCGAUAAGCAGCUUUUCGAAUUGUUAGAAACAAGCAUUAUUAACAAAGAUGUUAUUCAAUACAUCAUGAAUGAAAAUGUAAAGAUGCAUUUAAAUCGUUGUACCUUGAUUAGUUCAUUGAUCUUAUAUUUCAAUGGUUCAAAUGAUGCCAACAGCUUUUCUACUUUACUUCAUAAUAGCAUUACCAAUAACUUCAUAACUUUGGGUCUUGAUGGAGCCAUGUCAGACGAUACUACAGAUAAAGUAAAUCAGGUUUUUAUGUUUCUUAAAGGUGCAAGUGGGAUGCUACAAAAGUACAUUGGAACUAACAAUCCAAAAGCAGUAGAAAAUAUGAGAAUGAUGGCUGGUAUUCCAAAAAAACAAGAGCCGAAUCAAGCUACCAAGUCAUCCUUGCUGUUGCCAAGCUUCAUAGUUCCGACACAGGAUGGAAACUCUGGCAUAGCCUUAGAUCAUGAAGUACUAGUCAAACUAGAGAAAACCUUAGAUUCAAUGUACUUGCAUGUGCAUGCUCCCAUUAUAUCUGAGCUGUUUUGUUAUUGCUUUAUACUUUUGACUAUUGAAAUUGAAAAAAAUCGUGGGUCACUACCGUUAGAAGUUAAGGAUCAGUAUAUUAAAGCAAUUAGUGAUUUAGAAAUAUUAGAUAGCAUGGCAAUACUAUUUUACGAUCUGCCUACCAUGGCCAAAACAGGGAAGCCCAAGUUUUCUAAAGACAUCUGCCGCAAUAUUUUUAUGUCUAUGCAUAGGAAAACGGUUCUUGAGACCCUUCACAAAACUAUCAUAAAGUCAUAUUCUGAGGAUCCGAGUGUCCAACUAGGCGAGGUUCUUAGAACAGCUUUUGGCACUAUCCAACAAGAAUUAAUUAAUAGUGGGAAACCCCUCGAAGUCUAUGUGAACAAAAACUCAAAACUUGUUACGAUAGACAUAUUGGCUAACAUGUGCUGGGCAAUGCUUCUGUCAACAUUUGUGAUAGACGAGAAUGUCAAUCUUGAUAAUGUUAUGAGAGAAAUAGAACUGUUUGGGAGCAGGUCAACAAGUCCAGCAAGGCUUUAUAUGCAUGAAAUGCCAGAUAUUCUGAACAUUUUAAUUGGUAAAAAGCCAACUGAUAAAAACACACAGAACAAUAUAGUCUUUAGAAGUAUACUCCUUAAAGUUGGGUCGAGGCAUGAAAAACCUUUAUUUUCAGCUGAAGGGACUAAAAAUGGAUUGAUGAAUCGCAUUUCCUUCAUUAUAAAAGACAAAGCUACUAUCAACCAAUAUAAAACCUAUGUAAUAGUGUUGAAUGUAUUUCUGUUUGUUAUUGACGCUUUGCUGCUGCUAUUUUAUUGGAGAGCUUUGAAAGCUAACAGAGUAUUUGCAAGUGAAGAGUCUGUUCAUUAA